AUGGCUGUUGCAAGGUUAUUUUAUGAUUCUUGCAUCCCAACUAAUGUUAUUAAUUCAAUUUAUUUUCAGCCUAUGGUGGAUGCUAUAACUGCAAUUGGUCCUGGGUAUAAAAUCCCAACUUAUCAUAAUUUGCGUGUAAAUUUAUUGAGGGAUGCUAGAAAAGAAGUGCAAUUACUUGUUGAUGGUUACAAGAAAACUUGGGAGGAUGUUGGAUGUACUUUAAUGGCUGAUGGUUGGACAGAUAGUUCACAUAGGUCGCUAAUUAAUUUUCUAGUGUACUGUCCUAAAGGAGUGUGUUUUGUGAAAUCAGUGGAUGCUUCAGAUGUUGUAAAGGAUGCUGCAACAUUGUUCAGCUUGUUUGAGGAAAUAGCUUUAUGGGUUGGACUAAACAAUAUUGUCCAUCUUGUCACUGACAAUAGAGCAAAUUAUAAAGUUGCUGGAAGAAUGUUGUCUGAAAAAUAUAGCAGUACUACUUGGUUUCCUUGUGCAGGCAUUAAUUUGAUGUUGAAAGAUAUAGCUGAGAUGAGUUAUAUAGUCAACCUUUCGACACGUGCAUCUGAGUCUACAGUGACAGAUAGAACUUUUGUGGAGUCUCAAUAUGCAAAAACUAAUAAAGGCAAAGCCUUUAUUUCCAUAGUUCUAGAUAACCGGUUUUGGGAUGACAUUGGUAUAAUUUCCAAAGUUGUGAGUCCAUUGAUGCGUAUGCUCCGGAUUGUAGACUUAGAUGAGAGGCCUUCAAUAGGAUAUGUGUAUGAUGGCAUGUACCAAACGAGGAUGGGGAUCAAGAAGCUAUUUAAGAACAAGAAAAAAUUAUACAAGCCUUAUACAACAAUUAUUAAGAUGCGCUGGGAUAGGAUGUUGCGCCGUGAUAUUCAUGCAGCAACAUAUUAUUUGAAUCCUGCUUUUAAAUAUGACGAAGAUACUUUUUCCAAAAAAUUUGAGGUCAUGUAUGGUUUCCUUGACACUAUUGACAGUAAAGCAAGUGCAUUCAAAAUGAGCAAGACAACAUUACUGGAGGAGAGUAGAUUAUAUAGAGACCGUCUAGAAAGCUUUUCUCAUGAGCUUGCUCUUCAAACUUGCAAAACUACAUGGCCAGCAUUAAUGACAUAUGAGCUACAAAAGCAGUAUGAGAAUAUGGAUGCACAUGCCAUAAUUCUGCACCUCAAGGAGUUAUAUCAAAAGAAUGCUCGACAUGAGAAGUACCAGGUGUCAAAGGCAAUGUUUAGGAGUCGAAUGGCUGAGGGAGCCCAAUCUAUUUCAAAGCUCCUAAAUAUGCUGAGGAUUGCAAAGCAGGACCUGAAGAAGUCCAAACCCGUUUUACUAGUUGUUGCUGGUGAAGGAAAGGGUAAGAGUAAGGGAAAGACCAAGGUCUAUCCCAAGUCCAAACCCAAAGCACAGGAUGCUCUUAAGUCUGAGGGUAGGUUAGCAUUUUGGAUGUGA
Messenger RNA from Pistacia vera, 1440 nucleotides. RefSeq lists its product as uncharacterized. The coding region runs from base 1 to 1440 and encodes 479 amino acids. The transcript has 4 exons. The record is from RefSeq and is a predicted model, not a curated record. NCBI's taxonomy places the organism in Eukaryota, Viridiplantae, Streptophyta, Magnoliopsida, Sapindales, Anacardiaceae.